Molecule: messenger RNA, 4947 nt
Organism: Talpa occidentalis (Iberian mole)
Lineage: Eukaryota; Metazoa; Chordata; Mammalia; Eulipotyphla; Talpidae
Gene: COL8A2
Product: collagen type VIII alpha 2 chain
Molecular function (GO): protein binding
Source: RefSeq, a predicted model, not a curated record
CCUGGCCCGGCCCGCGCCCGGCGGCCGCCCCUCCAGGUCUCACCCAGGCUGGGACCUUCAGAGGCCCCCUGACCUGAAAGCACACCCUGGGACGCCAUGCGGGGGGCUCUGGCGCCCCUGCCUUCGCUGCCGCUGCCACCUCUGCUGCUGCUGUUGCUGCUGCUGCUGCUGGGGUACGGGCCCCGGACGGCCACCAGCGGUGGGGCUGGCGGGGCAGCGGGCUACGCGCCCGUGAAGUACGUGCAGCCCAUGCACAAAGGACCCGUGGGGCCACCCUUCCGAGAGGGCAAGGGCCAGUACCUGGAAAUGCCUCUACCACUGCUGCCGAUGGACCUGAAAGGAGAGCCUGGCCCCCCUGGGAAGCCUGGGCCUCGGGGGCCUCCUGGUCCUCCUGGUUUCCCAGGAAAACCAGGCACUGGAAAGCCAGGUCUACAUGGGCAACCUGGCCCUGCUGGGCCCCCUGGCUUCUCCCGGAUGGGCAAAGCUGGUCCCCCUGGGCUCCCAGGCAAGGUUGGACCACCGGGGCAGCCUGGGCUUCGAGGGGAGCCAGGGGCACGAGGGGACCAGGGCCUCCGGGGGCCUCCAGGACCCCCUGGCCUCCCUGGACCCACAGGCAUUGCUGUCCCUGGAAAACCAGGCCCUCAGGGGAUUCCAGGGCCCCCAGGAUUUGGUGGGGAGCCAGGACCUCAAGGGGAGCCUGGGCCCCCAGGUGAUCGAGGUCUCAAGGGGGAUAAUGGAGUGGGCCAGCCAGGGCUGCCUGGGGCCCCAGGGCAGGGGGGUGCCCCUGGACCCCCUGGCCUCCCUGGUCCAGCUGGUUUGGGCAAACCAGGUUUGGAUGGGCUUCCUGGGGCCCCAGGAAAUAAGGGUGAGUCCGGGCCUCCUGGGGUACCAGGGCCCAGGGGGGAGCCAGGUGCUUUGGGCCCAAAAGGGUCCCCUGGGGUGGAUGGAGUGGGGGUGCCAGGGGCAGCAGGGGUGCCAGGGCCACAGGGCCCAGUAGGCGCCAAAGGAGAACCAGGGACCCGAGGUCCCCCUGGCCUAAUAGGUCCCACUGGCUAUGGGAUGCCAGGCCUGCCAGGCCCGAAGGGGGACAGGGGCCCAGCUGGGGUCCCAGGGCUCUUGGGGGACAGGGGUGAGCCAGGGGAAGAUGGGGAGCCGGGGGAACAGGGCCCACAGGGCCUUGGGGGACCUCCUGGACUUCCAGGGUCUGCAGGACUCCCUGGCAGACGUGGCCCUCCUGGGCUUAAGGGGGAGACUGGGCCUGGGGGGCCCCCAGGAGUGCCUGGCAUUCGAGGUGAUCAGGGGCCUAGUGGCCUGGCUGGGAAACCUGGGAUCCCAGGAGAGAGGGGGCUUCCUGGGGCCCAUGGACCCCCUGGACCAACUGGACCCAAGGGUGAGCCAGGUUUCACAGGCCGCCCUGGGGGACCAGGAUUGGCAGGAGCCCUGGGGCAGAAGGGUGAUUUGGGGCUCCCUGGGCAGCCUGGCCUGAGGGGCCCCUCGGGAAUCCCAGGACUCCAAGGCCCAGCUGGCCCUGUUGGGCCCCAGGGUCUGCCAGGCCUGAAGGGUGAACCAGGCCUGCCUGGGGCCCCUGGAGAGGGGAAAGUGGGGGAACCUGGCUUGGCCGGGCCUACGGGGCCCCCCGGCGUCCCAGGUUCCCCAGGACUCACGGGCCCUCCUGGGCCCCGGCCUCCUGGGCCCCCCGGUGCUCCUGGGGCCUUGGACGAGACUGGCGUUGCAGGCCUGCACCUGCCCAAUGGCGGCGUGGAGGGUGCCAUGCUGGGCAAGGGGGGCAAGCCACAGUUUGGCCUGGGCGAGCUGUCGGCCCACACCACGCCAGCCUUCACCGCGGUGCUCACCUCGCCCUUUCCCGCCUCGGGGAUGCCUGUUAAGUUUGAUCGGACUCUCUACAACGGCCACAGCGGCUACAACCCGGCCACCGGCAUCUUCACCUGCCCCGUGGGCGGGGUCUACUACUUUGCUUACCAUGUGCACGUCAAGGGCACCAACGUGUGGGUGGCUCUGUACAAGAACAACGUGCCAGCCACCUACACCUAUGACGAAUACAAGAAGGGCUACCUGGACCAGGCGUCCGGCGGGGCCGUGCUGCAGCUGCGGCCCAACGACCAGGUCUGGGUGCAGAUGCCCUCGGACCAGGCCAACGGCCUCUACUCCACCGAGUACAUCCACUCCUCCUUUUCAGGAUUCUUGCUCUGCCCUACAUAACCCCUGGGGGGCGCUGCUGCCCGGGCCGCCUCCUCUGUAGCGGUAGAGACACCUUUUCAGUUACCAAGAACUUGCAUUUAAAGAAGACACCGAAAGCUGAGCAGAGGCCACUGCAGUCUUGACCCAAGGAGACUGACUUGGAUUUUCCCUUCAGGAGCGGCUGAGGUGGUUUCUGGAAGAGGCUGGCCUGCGUUCCUCUCCCCCAAGUGUCUCUGCAGUGUUGGGGUUGCAUCCCUCACCCUGCCUGGCCUACAGGCAGGGGCCCCAGGACCUUCAGCCCAGCUUCUGGAGAACCUGCCCUUGGAGUCCGGAGCUCAGCUGGGUGGUGAAGAAGGUGCUUCUGAGUCCGAGCUGAGGGGGCCACGCUCCCCUCUCAAUGCUCCCUGAGACAUAUUCCCUGGCUCUGCCUUCCUGCUGACCCUAAGCUGGUUCCAUUUUAAGGAAUGGGGCAUGGCCUCCCUCAGUUCUUGGCUGGGGCUCUUCCAGCGCCCCUCAGGGCCUCCAGCACAUGAAGGCUGGUCCCCUGCAGAGUUUUUGUAUCCCUUUGGGGGAAAGGGAGAGAGGCCAUCCAGGUGGCCACCCCCCGGGGAGGCUGUCUAUCAAGCCUUCCCGUGGCAGGUACGGGCAUGUGGCCCCCUCUGCAGGGCCAGAACCAUUUCACUGCUCCAGCAUGGCCAUGAGCAAAGUGGUUUGUGAGAAGGCAGGGCAUGGACCUGGGCAGAACGGCAGCCCUGUGGUUUAGCUUCACCUCCCAGGCCGCCCCCACCAACUCUGGCUGCCUAGCACCAGGGCAACCACACAGGCUUUAGGGACUACCAGGGGUCGGACAAGGUGACCAGUGACCAGGAAUCUUCCCUUUUUCACUCCCUACCUGCUUGGGGCGGGGGAGGUAGGGCUGAAUUGCAAGGCAACCUUUCCACCCCCACUUCAGGCAUCCCUAAGGCAGCGAGCCUCUAUUUGGCCCUUAGAACAAGGUGCACACAAACCGGGAGAUGGAGGCGCUCCUGCUCUUCCUUCAUAAGAACCACAUGGUGCCUGUGUGUGUCUACUAGAAGGGUUAAUCUGUGGGGGCUUCUUCUUCCACCCUCUGGUUCCAAUUUCCUGUUCUAAGCAGGAUUAGGGCCCAGGAGGCUGAGGCUUGGAGAGAAAGUACCGACAGGCCCCUUUGGAGUGAAUUGGCUCUAGAUGGUUCCGCUAUUUUCUCCAAUCAGAGCUCCCUUGCAGGACAGGCGGGCUCCCCUCCCAGCCCUCAGCCCCUGGUUCUAGCUGGGUGGGUAAAACUGAGAUAAGUGCAGGAGCAGAGAUGGGUGCACUGUUGCAAGCUGGCCACAUUCCCAAUGGCUUGGGGUCUCUUGCCCAGCUCCCCGUCUUUCCUCAGGCCAGCCCACUUUCCUGAACACCAAGUGCUCAGGACAUGAGCUUGUGCCUGGGCUGCCUAUGUUGAAAAUGGAGGGUGACUGCUGGCUCCUGACUUGCUCCUCCCCACCCACAACUCCAAACACAGCAGGCCAUUUGACUGCUCACCUUAACUUUCAAAACUAGUAAUGAAAAUCCAAAUCUGCUCAAGUGACACUUUAAGAACAGGCUUCGGCUGGGUUUCAUGGUGGAUUUCCUACUCCCCAACACCCGAAAGGACGAGUCUCAAAUGCUACCUGCAGCGGGUGCGGGGGGCUGAGGAGGCCUCAACUCGAACUCCUUCCUGGUCAGAGGCACCAUCUGACCUGCUAGGGAGGGGCCCUCGGCUCUCCAUGCACCCCAGGGACCAAGGAGGGCUCCGGGAACAAAAGAGCAAUCUCGCUGUUUCAGACCCGAGCUGCUGCAACACAGCAUUCUUGAAGCCUUUGCCGGGGUGGGGGAGGGAUUUAUGAGUGUUUCUGAAAUGUUUAUGGGAUUUUAGGUCCAGGUGUCCACUUAGCUGACUAGCUUUGCUAAAUGACGUCAGGUUUUAUCAAUGAAAACUACAUCGCCUUGUGUUUUUAUCUGAUUCCCAACUUCUUAAGAUUAAGGUUGAAGUGUUUUCCAUUAGUAGUGUCAGUUCUAACCUCAUAGGAAGCUUAGUUCUCUACAUACCUACGAUGUGCCCCGUGUCACAAAGGAUUUGGGAAAAAUGCACUCGGGAGUCAAAGAAAAUGGGACUUGUUUUAAAGAAAAACAACGGUACCGACUGUAUUGACACCACCUCAAUAAAACCUGUUGUAAAAACAGCACAGUGAUGAAGCUGGCAUCGAUGCAGAGGUGUCUCAGCCUCUGGAUUUCCUAGGCAUGCAGGCAGCUCUCUGGGAAUCCCUACGUCUUCUCCCAAGAAGAAUGCAGCCUCCUUCCUCCCCACGCUGCUCCCUAGCCACUGGUUCUGUCCGCAUCAGAAGUGCCCGUGCUCCUAAGCUACUGAAGCUCUGCACCAAGUAAAUGCCAAGAAGCAUUUUAAGAACCAAAGUAAGACAGUGGCUGGAGCUAGGAGAGAAGGAUCACCCUACCCUGGAACAUUCCUGCAAGCUCGCAGGAGUAGUGGACCAUGACCACAAGCACAGGAUCUCCAGGGCCAAUUUUAACAUCUGACACAAAUUAUGAAUGAAACUGUGAAUCUCGGCUCCUGAGGGUGGGGCUGGUGCCAGGGCCAACACUCAAGGCAGGGUAGGGGGUGCUGUCCUCGGCAGAAAGCACCUGCCCCCAGCCCACCAUUCUUGGCAGCUAGGGACCCAUCCCUGGCCGUGGGAAUCAGGACCAUGG